CAGAUUCCAAUCCGGGACGCGGAGAGGCUGAACGGCUGCAUGUCUUGACUAUUGGGUGCGGCGCAGGUCCCCUCGGGCUUGGUAGGCGUCUUGUCUUCCAUCCCUCCCAUAAUCAAAGGGUCAGCCCGCCUCCAUUACUUGCGUCGAGCACCGCAGCUGACGCUUUGUUUGCCCUUUGGCUUGUUUCCAUAUCACGCAGUCUGAGAAUACGCCGUAGCAUCUUUCGAUCCCCUCGCGGCGGAUGCGGUUUCAAUGCAGCGGCUUUUCAAGACCAACAAGUCGCAGGCCUCCAUAGAAGACCCUCAGACACACCCUGAUCCACAUCCCCAUCAGCAGCAACCGCAACACCCCCAGCCUCAGCAUCUGGGACGUCAACAACCCUACUUCGACCCCCAGCAGCAGCAGCAGCAGCACCAACUCUAUCCCCAACAGCCUUCACAACAGCAUCCAUUGACCGAUCUUCAUUAUCAGGGGCAAGCCUCAGAUUCCCUGCCACAACCUCAGCCUCCAGCGGCCCCUCCCCACUUGGGACGCACUCAAAGUGGUCGCAGUUCAUCCAUCCCGGACGUGUAUGGAGGAAGCCAAAGGCCGCAAGUGAACAUUGUGCCUCCGCUGUCCCAGCAACACGCCUUCAUCCCCGAAGGCCCUGCUCCCGUUCCGGGACAGACAACAUUUGGCCAGUCGAGGCAGGUUCGGACCAUUGAGGAUAAAGAGCACAAGCGAUCGAAGCGCAGUUUCAUCACAAGCCUGAUCAAAGACAAGAGCAAGGACGAAGACAAACACAGAGAGAAGGAGAAAGAAAACGGCCCUCCUGAGCGCAAACCACUUGGACGAUCAAGCUCGGUACAUCUUUUGAGGAAGUCGCACCCUCCUGACCACCCAUCCCGCGACUCAUAUUCAACCCAGACCUCGCCACAGUCUCAGCAUCCGUCCAGACAUUCGACAUAUUACCCUCCUGCACCACCAACAGACGCAUCGACCGCGCCCACAGAUCAGGCUGCGGAUCAAGCUCAAUACGAGCAAUACCAGAGAGGUCAAGGCCAGUUUGACUCUCCACAAAGCCAAUUAACCCAUCAGUCCGUCGACUACGCUGAAGACGCUCCGCACUUCAGUCCGCAACACGAGCAAUACCACGCAUAUCACCAAAGCGAGUCCGCCAGUACCUCGGAACAUUACCUGCCGUAUCAGCCUCAGCAAGCUCGUCCCAACAACGUAGAGUCUGACCCAUAUCAACACCUUAGACCACCGUCACAAGCAUCUCUCGGGCCUCCUUCUCCCAUCAACACCCCAGCCCACCCCCUCGUUGCUCAAGACUCUCGUCCCUCCACGGCUGCAACCAAUCGUUAUUCCUCACAGUCAGCGUCUCAAACCCAACAGCCACUUCAGACUGCCAUGGCAAGAGGCGACCCACCCAACGGGAGCAUUCGCCAACAGUUAUCCCAGCGAGAAGCUCGGUCCGAGGAUCAGAAUCAAUAUCAAAACCAAAGUCAAGCCGAUCCAAGGGUGAGAAUGUCUCAACAAGCAGCUUCUGAGCAAGGUAGAAGUACACCUCCGCCGAGAAGCCGCGAAGACAUUAGCCAAUUAGACUAUAACCAACUUCUGCAGCGUCACGAGGAGUUACAGGCGAAAUAUUCCAAGGUCAAACGAUACUACUUUGAGCGGGAGGCUCAAGUAACGCAGCUGCAGAAUACUGUGGCGAACCAGCGUCUUUCCAUGUCCAAAACAUCGCUAGAUGAUGCUCAAUAUACGGCGAGAUUUGAACGCUUGAGCCAGGCGAUCAACAACCUUUCCUUCAACAUUCGCAAGAACUGGCGGGCCAUUCCACCGUGGCUGCGACAUGUCUGCAACCAGGAUGCCCACACUGUCGGCACGAAAGAAAUGACCGCCAUCGGACGAGCUUGUAUUACUCGAUGGCUAUACGAAAGUAUCUUUCAGCACACGUUUCACCCAGGUAUUGAACCAUCAUUGUCUGCACAAUUAAAACACAUCGAACAUAACUUGCGUCGUGGAGGGCAUGCUGGCAGUCUCUUGACUGAUGAGCAGCGGGACGAUUUGACGACCAAAAUCACGACCUGGCGACUCACAACCAUUGAAGGUCUACAGGAUGUGCUCAAUUCGCCACAAGCGGAACACUACACCGAGACGAUGAACAAGCAUUAUACUCAUCAGCUCACCGAAUCACUGAAAGCAAACCUGACGGAUCCUCCGCCACCCGGGCUUGUCGAGGGGGUUGGCAUGAUUGUGGGGCAAGCCAUCGGCAUUGCGUCCAAUAUUCCGCUGGAGUCGCGCGAGAUCUGUAUCGAGUAUUUCAUGCCGGGCACCCCUUUGAAUGAGACAUACAUGAAAAUCGAACCGCAAAUCGUUGCUUUAACCAACCCUGGCCCAGACGAACGCGUACUCCAACAACAAGCAGCUCAAGCGAAGGCGCAAGAGCAGGCACGAGCACAGGAGGAGGGCGAUCAGAUGAGCACGGCUAGCACAGACGACGGACCGCGAGACCGUGACGUAGAGGCGGAAAUUCGUGAAGCUGCCGGCAAAGCUGCAUCGCAAGCAGCCCAGCCACCGGGCGCUGGAGGCCAACAGGGACGAAACGAAAGCGGGACGAGCACCAGCAGCCAGGCGACCAUUAAGGGCUCCAGCGAGAAGCAUUCGAAGAAAUCCAGUUUCCUGGGAGGAUUCGUCAACAAAAAGCCCUCCAUCUCGGCGCGCGGUGAGAGCCGCUCCGAAGGGAAUGCCUCUGCGGGAAACGAAGGCGACGACCAACGUGGACAUGUCCGGAACAGUAUGGCAGUUGAUCCGGCCCAACUGGCCCCCCAACCUGGAGCGAACGACGGCCGGAUCAGGUUUGCGGCUUUCGUGGCGGUCGAGGUCAGAGGGAAGGGACCGACAUCUGGUGCGUCGGGAGGUGGUGCGAACAGUGGGAAAGAGCCUGGAUCUGCUGCUGCAGGAGGAGUCUCGCAGUCUGCGGUCAACGUGCUGUUCAAGGCACCAGUCUAUGAGUUCUAGGAUCUUCCCUUCGAGCUCCGUGCGGACAUGGUAGACUUGGGGACGGGCUGUGUGCAGAAGCGAGAGCAAGGACCUGGAGCCGGGAGCGAAGAGAGACACCCCUUUCCUUUUGUUGUACUUGCAAUCUUUCCCUUUUGGAUUAUGCAGCGUCUGCAUUUUCAUAUACAAUUCUGUUUGUCAGUUGUUGAGCGAAAAAGACAAGAAGAGGACGAUGUGGGAUUAUUAUAUUGGCACCCAAAAUCUAUAGCCAUGUAGGGACAGAACUUGGAUCCCUGGAUUUCUGGACUUCUCGACUCCUGGACUCUGGUAGCAACGCUUCACUUCAUCAUUCGCUUGGGCAGAAGCAGAAGCUGAGCCAAGCGGACGAGGAGGGAGCGGCGUAGGAUUUCCGUGGCUGCUG
This is a messenger RNA of Cladophialophora immunda, 3406 nucleotides long. RefSeq lists its product as uncharacterized. Lineage: Eukaryota; Fungi; Ascomycota; Eurotiomycetes; Chaetothyriales; Herpotrichiellaceae. Bases 253 to 3006 code for a protein of 917 amino acids. The record is from RefSeq and is a predicted model, not a curated record. The transcript has a single exon.